AUGGCAGAACCUAAGAUAGAUUUUGCAUCGCUCUCGCUCUUCCGCGCGACGCCUGCGCAGACUGAAGAGUCACGACGCCGGACUUUCCCGCAGUGGGGUGGUACUCUGAGUCUGACGGACUACCUUGCGCGAGAUGCGAUGAUGGAAUUGGGCGAGCACUCCAAGGAUGGAAAGUGGAUCACUUGGGUGCUGGCGCCACGCGACGACCCCACAACACUUGAUUUUAUGAGCGCCUGCGAGACAUACAAGCGCACAGGUCUCGUCGCUUACCCCUCUUCCUCUCCAUCUGAGCCCAACUCAGUGCACGAAGCAACUUGUUAUGGUGUCGCCUGCGUGUUCACUCCACCCUCGAAGCGCGGGCGCGGUUACGCAAACCAUAUGAUGAGCCUCCUGCAUUGGGUCAAUGCCUCGCGUGCCAAUCUUCCUGAAUUCCCCGAGGCAUGGGGUACACCGCCAGAAGAGGUAGCAGAUGCUGGUGGAGGUCUAUUCUCGGUGCUGUACAGUGAUGUUGGGGAGGAGUUCUACCGGUCGGCUGGCCCUGGAGGUAAAGGGGGCGGAUGGGAGAAGCGGGGAGCGAUCUCAACUAUUUGGGAGGUGGGCACAGAGGAAGGUGAUGAUGAGGGAUGGAAUUGGUUGACGGAAGAGCAAUUGAACGGGCUUUGGGAGCGUGAUGCCGUUCGGAUCAGGAAGGAGCUGGCGAACAUGCCAACGAGCGAGAGCUCAUAUAAGGUAGAGCGCCCAGCGGCAUUCGCGACAUACCUGCCAACGGAUGGUGUCUGCGGGUUCCAUAUCACAAAGUCAACGUUCGCCUCCAAUUUUUCCAUGGCAGACGGAUUCUGGGGCGUAGAGUCUACGAGCGACCCAGGGACAUACGCAAGCUGGAGCGUUGACUUGAGACCACCUCCAGCAACGCUGAUCGUCACACGACUCUGCGCCAGUGAAGAGACGUUCCCUGGGCUGAUUGCGAAGAUCAAACAGGCGGCUAGACGAAGCGGAAUUGGAAAAGUAGAGGUGUGGAAUUUGAGAGUAGGAUUGAAAGAGGUCGCGGAGAAGACGGGUGGGCGGACGUUCAUACGAAAUGAACAUUUGCCGCAGAUAGUGUGGUAUGGGCCUGGAACAACGGGAGAUGUAGAGUGGGCGUGUAAUGAGAAAUUCUGCUGGUGCUGA
Suillus plorans is the source of this 1167-nucleotide messenger RNA. RefSeq lists its product as uncharacterized. Bases 1 to 1167 code for a protein of 388 amino acids. The transcript is spliced from 4 exons. NCBI's taxonomy places the organism in Eukaryota, Fungi, Basidiomycota, Agaricomycetes, Boletales, Suillaceae. The record is from RefSeq and is a predicted model, not a curated record.